CGAAAUUGCAUCAUGAUGGCGCGCUCAUCCUCUUAUAAAUCCUGGCUUACAAUUCUCUCUCGCUAUCUAUUCUACCACAAUGACUACCGCUGAACCACUGACCCUCUACACGGCAAAGGUGUGCCCGUAUGCACAAAGGACCGAGAUCGCCCUCGCUGAAGCGCAAACUCCAUAUACCCGCUACGAAAUCGACCUCCAGAACAAGCCUGAAUGGUACGCACCCCGAGUGAAUCCUGCGAGCAAGGUUCCUGCCAUCGCGUACGGUGGCCCUAAAGUCCCAGCUGACACACCAUCGCCUGAAUCCACGAAACUCGCAGAAUCUCUUAUUCUCGUCGAGUUCAUUGCGGAUCUUUUCCCGUCAUCGCACCUCCUCCCUUCGGACCCCGUUACGCGGGCCAAAGCCCGUUUCUUCAUCGAUAGCUUCUCCAACAAAUUCUCCCCCGCCUAUGCCGGGUUUCAAUUCCGCGGAGAGUCGCCCGAGGCUCUGUACAAGGCUAUCGAGGCCCUGCAGGGACAACUUGCUGGUGAAGGAAAGUGGGCCGUAGGGGAUGAGUUUAGUAUUGCGGAUGUUGCCGUUGCACCUUUCCUUGCGAGACUCGAGCUGGCGUUCUCGAAUGAUUUAGGGGGAUUUGCAGUCGGAGAAGGAAAGAAGGUGUGGGAGACGCUUCAGACGGAUGAGAAGUACGCCCCCUUGAGGAGCUAUUGGGCCAAGCUGAAGGAGAGGAAGAGUGUGAAAGACACUUUCUAUGCGGAUCAUGUAUUGGCCCUGUACAACAAACGCCUCGCUACUUGGCGUGCACCUAAGUAAGGAUUUCACAUCGGAUACUUUCCAUGGUAUGCUAAGCUGUAUUUUCUUCUAUUCGGAAAUCGAUGUUUCUUG
Desarmillaria tabescens is the source of this 880-nucleotide messenger RNA. Its product is annotated as glutathione S-transferase. The coding region runs from base 80 to 808 and encodes 242 amino acids. Gene Ontology annotation, cellular component: cytoplasm. The record is from RefSeq and is a predicted model, not a curated record. Lineage: Eukaryota; Fungi; Basidiomycota; Agaricomycetes; Agaricales; Physalacriaceae. The transcript has 5 exons. Gene Ontology annotation, molecular function: glutathione transferase activity.